CAAAACCUCAAAGCCUUCCAUAGUGUUUGCCUAUAGAAGUAUAAACCUUAUCGUCUACUCUUAUCUCACAAGAACCAAACCCCUCGUUUGUUCUCUCCACAGAGAACUUUACUCCUUUCCAUUUCUCAAUCCUUCAAUUCUUUACAGUUGAGAAGCGGAGUUGUUGUUCUGGUUGUUGGCGCCAUGGAUUCUGAAGAAGCGGCGUCGUUUUCUCCUGCUGUCUCUUCUCCAGGUUCUUUUCCCAUCAACAAUUCUUCUUCUGCUUCUUCUAAUCUUACUGAAAUUGAAAAUGUCUCCAAAAUUAAUGUAGAAAUCACUGAUUCUGAUAUUAAUAGUAAUAGCAAUAGUGAGGGUAAAAGCGUUAGUGGUGUUUCAGGUGAUGUAACAAUUGUGGGUGGUCAGCAAGAAUUGCCAAUUCUUGCUGACCCAGAUGAGGGAACCCUAAAAAAAUCCAUUGGUGAAGAGAAGUUCAAUGAUUCCUUAGAGGGUUCUGCGGAAGUUUCGAUGCUGAAGUCAGAGAAGCCUAUUUCUGAGGUUUCUAUGAAUGAGGGUGUUGAAAAAGUUGAGGUUUUGGGGGAAGGAAAGGGUGAAGGAUUUGAGGAUUCUGGUGGGGUUAGUGAAGAUGUUGGUAGUUCUGUUCCUGUUAUUGGGAAUAGUUUACCUGAUUCUACUGCCUCUGAUGCCACCAAAUCACCUGGGACGGGAAUCGAGGGUUCUGAAGAAUUUGACUCAGUUGACAAGUCGAAUUCGAUUGAGAAGGUGAAAGAUAGUGGUGGUGAGGUCGCAGUAGGUGCAGAAUUGAAAGAGGGCGAGGGUAGGUCCACUCAGGAGGAGGUGAAAGAAACUGUGGAGGAUGAAAAGAGAGAUUUGAAAGAGGGUGAGGAUAAGUCUACUCAGGAGGAGGUGAAGGAGACUGUGGAGGAUGAAAAGAUAGAACUGAAAGAGGGUGAGGAUACGUCCAUUCAGGAGGUGGUGAAGGAGACUGUGGAGAAUGAAGCUUUAACUAGUGUUGCUUCAUCUAAUUUGAAGGAGGCUGAGGAACCUACCUCGGUCAUUGAAGAGAGUGCUAUUGCUUCAUCCAAUUUGAAGGAGGCUGAGGAACCUACCUCGGUCAUUGAAGAGAGUGCUAUUGCUUCAUCCAAUUUGAAGGAGGCUGAGGAACCUACCUCGGCCAUUGAAGAGAGUGCUAUUGCUUCAUCCAAUUUGAAGGAGGCUGAGGAACCUACCUCGGCCAUUGAAGAGAGAGCUAUACAUAGUGAUGAUACCGAAAAACCCAAGAAGGCUGUUGUUGAACAACCGUCAGAGUCUUUAUUGGCUGAAACAGAUGGUGAGAAGUUUACUUCCAAAGGAGAUGCAGUUGUGGAUGCUAUUGAAGUCAAUGUCUCAGGGAAAGGGGUUGCUGUUGUUGGAGAUGUGGAAGAGAGCAAGGAAAUGGAAGAACAUGUUGAAGGUACUACUGAUGAGAACGUGAUAUCAGUAAAUGGAGUUGGUGAGACCAGACAACUUAUUGAAGAAGUGGCUAAUAUGACAGUUGAUGAAGUAGAUGCACAGAACUCUAAGCCUGUGGUGGAUGAUAUUGUUGCAGCUGCAGAAUCAAAGCCUGUGGAUAAUAUUCUUGGUGCUGGAAAACUAGAUUCUGGAGACGUUCAGACUGGUGAUGUGGUAGCUGUUACUGAAGAAAUCAAAGAAGCUGAUCCUGAAACUGUUGAUAAAAGGCUGGACACCAAGGAUGUUGAUGUGGAACCUGAGCAGGCAGUGUCUGGAACUAUAUAUGCCAAUGGUGACCAUUCCGGAGAAAGCAUUGAGGGAGAUGUAGUGGAAGUUGAAAUCUCUGGUCAAACAUCUGCCAUAUCAAGGUCAAUCACUGGCUCAGAGCAAGAUGGAGAAGCUAAAGAUCAUAUAGAUGAAGAAGCUGACCUUGAAGGCUCAGUUUCAGAUGGAGAGACAGAUGGUAUGAUUUUUGGAAGCUCUGAAGCUGCCAAACAAUUUAUGGAGGAGCUGGAAAGGGAAUCUGGUGGUGGCUCCUAUACUGGUGCUGAGGCUUCGCAGGAUAUUGACGGUCAGAUUGUCACCGAUUCAGAUGAGGAGGCUGAUACUGAUGAAGAAGGAGACGGGAAGGAGUUGUUCGAUUCAGCUGCCUUAGCUGCCCUUUUAAAAGCAGCAACAGGUAGUGAUUCUGAUGGUGGCAACAUAACAAUCACGUCUCAAGAUGGAUCAAGACUAUUCUCUGUUGAACGUCCUGCUGGUCUUGGGUCAUCACUCCGGUCACUGAGGCCAGCUCCCCGACCAAGCCAACCCAAUCUUUUUACUCAUUCCAGUAUUCAGAACAGUGGAGAAUCUGAGAACAACUUGAGUGAAGAUGAGAAGAAGAAACUGGAGAAACUACAGCUGAUUAGGGUUAAGUUUUUGAGGCUUAUCCACAGGUUGGGGCUUUCCUCUGAUGAGCCCAUAGCUGCACAAGUUUUGUACAGGAUGACACUUAUUGCACGAAGGCAAAACAGUCCACUUUUUAGCAUUGAGGCUGCCAAGAUAAGAGCUCUCCAACUUGAAGCAGAGGGGAAAGAUGAUUUGGACUUCUCUGUGAAUAUCCUGGUUAUUGGCAAAUCUGGGGUGGGUAAGAGUGCUACCAUAAACUCAAUCUUUGGAGAGGAAAAAGCAUCAAUUGAUGCCUUUGGACCUGCUACCACCAGUGUGAAAGAGAUUAGUGGUGUUGUAGAUGGUGUUAAGAUUCGGGUAUUUGAUACACCUGGUCUCAAGUCCUCUGUGAUGGAACAGGGUUUCAAUCGCAGUGUCUUGUCUUCAGUAAAGAAGUUGACUAAGAAGAACCCCCCUGAUAUUUUCCUCUAUGUUGAUCGGCUGGAUGCCCAAACUAGAGAUCUCAAUGAUCUUCCUAUGCUAAAGACUAUCACAAGUUGUCUUGGCCCUUCAAUAUGGCGAAGUGCCAUAGUCACCCUCACACAUGGAGCUUCUGCACCUCCAGAUGGUCCUACUGGAUCCCCUUUAAGUUAUGAGGUGUUCAUUACUCAAAGAUCUCAUGUUGUUCAGCAGUCUAUUGGGCAAGCAGUAGGCGAUUUACGAAUGAUGAGUCCAAGUUUGAUGAAUCCUGUCUCUCUGGUAGAAAAUCAUCUAUCUUGUAGGAGGAAUAGGGAAGGACAUAAGAUACUACCUAAUGGCCAGAGCUGGAGGCCUCAAUUACUGCUAUUAAGCUACUCAAUGAAGAUCUUAUCUGAAGGAAGUGCACUUUCAAAGCCUGAAGAUCCAUUUGAUCACCGUAAGCUCUUUGGUUUCCGCACACGCUCACCACCACUUCCCUACAUGCUUUCCUCAAUGUUGCAGUCGCGUGCGCACCCAAAGCUCUCUGCUGAGCAGGGUGGUGAUAAUGGUGAUUCAGACAUUGACUUGUAUGAUUUGUCAGACUCUGACCAAGAAGAAGAAGAUGAGUACGACCAGCUUCCUCCCUUUAAGCCUCUUCGGAAGGCUCAGCUCGCUAAGCUCAGCAAAGAACAGAGGAAGGCGUAUUUUGAGGAGUAUGACUAUAGGGUCAAGCUCCUUCAGAAGAAACAGUUGAGAGAAGAGUUGAGAAGAAUGAAAGAAAUGAAAAGUAAGGGGAAAGAGGCGGCAAUUGACUAUGGCUAUGCAGAGGAAGAAGCUGAUGCAGGUGCAGCAGCUCCUGUAGCAGUUCCCCUCCCUGACAUGGUCCUCCCACCUUCUUUUGAUAGCGAUAAUCCCGCCUACAGGUACCGCUUCUUGGAGCCCACAUCACAGUUCCUUGCAAGGCCUGUUCUGGACACGCAUGGUUGGGAUCAUGAUUGUGGCUAUGAUGGUGUUAACGUGGAGCAGAGUUUAGCCAUUGCAAGUCGUUUCCCUGCUGCAGUUACUGUGCAAGUCACCAAAGAUAAGAAGGAUUUCAGUAUCAAUUUGGACUCUUCGAUUGCUGCUAAGCACGGAGAAAAUGGAUCAACCAUGGCUGGCUUUGAUAUUCAAAGCAUAGGAAAGCAACUUGCCUAUAUUGUCCGAGGAGAAACCAAAUUCAAAAACUUGAAGAAGAACAAGACUGCUUGCGGAAUUUCUGUUACAUUUCUAGGUGAAAAUAUGGUUACUGGACUUAAAGUUGAAGAUCAAAUCAUCUUAGGCAAGCAAUAUGUUCUAGUUGGCAGCGCUGGCACUGUUCGAUCUCAGAGUGACACAGCUUAUGGUGCGAACUUUGAACUGCAGAGGAGAGAAGCAGACUUCCCAAUUGGUCAAGUGCAGUCUACAUUGUCUAUGUCUGUCAUAAAGUGGAGAGGUGAUUUGGCUCUAGGGUUCAACAGUAUGGCGCAAUUCGCUGUGGGACGCAAUUCGAAGGUAGCUGUUCGAGCAGGAAUCAAUAACAAGCUCAGUGGGCAGGUAACUGUAAGGACAAGCAGUUCAGACCAUCUCUCUCUUGCACUUACUGCUAUAAUUCCAACUGCAAUUGGCAUCUACAGGAAGCUUUGGCCAGAUGCUGGCGAGAAGUACUCAAUCUACUAAAUUUCAUUCUCAUAUCAUCAGCAUUGCAUUUUUGGUUCAUUAGACCUUAUAUUAAGGCAUAUUAUCUGUCAUUUUAUUGAAUAAUAAUGCUUCUGUUAAGUUUCCAUCUAUGUAGGAUUCCUACUGUUUUGAGUUAAAAGUCAAUUUUGAGUGAUUGAAUGUACUUUUUUGCCAGAUGAAAUCAAGAGGUUGGUGUUGCUUAAAAUGCUUCGUACAAUAUAUUGAACAAUUGUGAUUUUUUUUCUCAUUUUGAUGUACUUUUAUUCAACAACACACAUCUUACAAAGAAGGGUCCACAGGGAUAUGACAGAA
Messenger RNA from Solanum dulcamara, 4821 nucleotides. Its product is annotated as translocase of chloroplast 159, chloroplastic. Gene Ontology annotation, molecular function: GTP binding; GTPase activity. NCBI's taxonomy places the organism in Eukaryota, Viridiplantae, Streptophyta, Magnoliopsida, Solanales, Solanaceae. Bases 184 to 4509 code for a protein of 1441 amino acids. The transcript has a single exon. Gene Ontology annotation, cellular component: chloroplast outer membrane. Gene Ontology annotation, biological process: protein targeting to chloroplast. The record is from RefSeq and is a predicted model, not a curated record.